Molecule: messenger RNA, 932 nt
Organism: Hymenoscyphus albidus
Lineage: Eukaryota; Fungi; Ascomycota; Leotiomycetes; Helotiales; Helotiaceae
Source: the annotation of a GenBank genome assembly
CUGGGGCAAAGUGUUUUUAAUCGCUUCCAUCUCCAACACUGCAUUAAUAUUCCUUUGGGUACACAAACCCAAGCCCUCCGUAGCUUCGUAUAUUUGAUUUUAAUCUUUUCAUCGCCUAAAACACAAUCGAUACCUGUUCCAAACUUGAGAAAUUCAUCAUCGUUCUUGCCAUCUCGUAUAUAGCCUUGCAAACUAUCGAUCAGGGCGAAAAUGGUUCUCGGUAUACUUACCUCUAUCGCCGCGUGUCCUGCCAUUAUAGGUACCACUGAAGCAGUACGAUCCGGUCAGAAGCAAAAUGCGAGGGAGAAGCAUAGAAGUCGAAAAGCCAAUCUUGUCGUAUCUUGUCAAGAUCCUUCCCGAAAAGCUCGUGAUAUACACGGGGGAACAGUGGUGUUGAGAGACAAUAAAGUGAGUGCUUCAAAUCCCAACUCUCAUUCACGCAGUCACUAACUAGCCUUCGUCAGCUCUUCGUCACCACAGUUAAUCCAAAAUGUAAAUUUCCCGAGGACUACGAGAAUGACGAAGAUAGAAUAAAAGGAUAUGGCCAUUUAUUUGCUGGAUACUUUUUUCCCUAUCCAGAUAGUAAAUGGGGACGAAGAGGGGAAGGUUAUGUUUCGACGAUCCAGGAUGAUCCCCCGCAACUCAACUGGAUAUACGUCGACAAAGAUACAUACGAAGUGAAGUACGGUCUGCGGAAGGAAGCUGAAGGGCAUAUAGUCGGGCCAUGGAAUGUUAGUCCAAUUGACCGGAGGUUGACUUUUGACGGAUGGGAAGGGUUCAUAGUUGUAGAAGAAGAGGAAGGAGUAUGGGCUUUGUAUUUCGACGUUGAUGACGAUGGUCUUGACGACAAAGUACCUCUGACGAAAAGGAUAAUGGAAAUUGAACUGACGAGGAGAGAGCUGCGGAUGAACAAAGGGGAUUGUAUAAUGUGA